This is a messenger RNA of Lymnaea stagnalis (great pond snail), 13293 nucleotides long. The record is from the annotation of a GenBank genome assembly. NCBI's taxonomy places the organism in Eukaryota, Metazoa, Mollusca, Gastropoda, Lymnaeidae.
ACAGUGGGGCAAGGGGAUAUAAUCGCGAAUGGCGAGUUCCGGAGGUAAAAGAAAGUCUGUUACUACUAUUACUAUUGUCUAAAGUAAAAAUAAGGUUCAUUAGAAGAUUUUAAUAAAAGACAAAGUUUUGGAUACAAUUUUGACAACUCCUCGUUAUUGAUAAGGUAACUGGUUUUAUUUAUGAAACACGGUGUUUGAGCCGUCAUGUAUCUUUGUGUUGAUCUCUAAGCCUUACGACUAGAAUAGUAGUGACUAGACCAGUGGUCGGCAAAUUGCGGCUCGGCCAAUCGGCCACUAAUACUAGUAAUAGUAAUACGUUAAUACGUUUUGACUCCAAAAACAUGGUUCUUGCAAAGAAAUUAGGCUCUCAAAAAAUUGUAAUCGUCCUGCUGCUGAUUUUUGGCUCUUUUGACUAGUGAGUUUGCCGAAUUCUGGACUAGACUAUCAUUAGUUGACUGAGGUUAACAUCCAAAUUUUAAAUUAUUACUCAAAAUAAUAAUAAAUAGGCUAUUGAGAAAAUAGUGGCAUCCACAAUGAGCAUUUACCUAUAAUAUAUUAUCAACAAUAUCGGUAAAUAGUGAAGGAAAAUGCCACUAUUUUAUCAGUCGCCGCCAUCUUGGUUGACACCUCACGUAACACUUCACAUAUGAGGUGUCAACCAAGACGACAGCUGAAAAGCAGUGCAAAACAUGUGUUUUUAAAAAGGAAGACGAGGGUGAAAAAAUGUUUUAAUUUUUAAAAAAUGAAAGGAAAUUAAUAAAAUUAAUAGCAUUUUUUUGAAGAUCUAUAUGCCUAACCCGAACCCUAAAUCACUAAAUCUAUCCCUAUGCCUAACCCGAACCCUAAAUCACUAAAAACCCGGACCCUAAAUCACUAAAAACCCGGACCCUAAAUCACUAAAUCUAUCCCUAUGCCCAACCCGCACCUUAAAAUCACUAAAUCUAUCCCUAUGCCGAACCCUAAAUCACUAAAUCGAUCCCUAUGCCUAACCUGAACCCUAAAUCGAUCCCUAAAACUAACCCUAAAGACAAAGCCACAAGUAAAACAUGUGGAAUUAACUAAAAAAAAUAAUAAAAAAUCAAUAAAAAUUGGCGAAAAAUAAUAAUAACAUAAAUAAAUAAUGAAAACCCAAAUUACAGUUUCAUGAAAUACUCUUUUACACAUUUUAUUUCAGAUUCAGAUUGCACAAAUAAUAUCCAGAUAAUGAAUGGAGCACAAGAACCGGCAAGCCCUGCCAAAAUGUUGGCAAUAUGGCGUCAUAAAUAAAAUAUGCAAAUUAGCCAACCAAUCAUAAUUUAGAAUUAUAAUUAAUCAACCAAUUAAAAUUUUAAUACAAAACAGGUCAUCAGCGUACUAAUACUAAGACAUAACAAAAUAAUUCUCUAAAAAUAAACAAAAGGAAGUGACUCUACCAAAAAUACGUCGUGGCAUUUUCAAUGAUGAACAGCCACAAUAUCAUAUAUUUAUAUGACUAUAGUUAAGUGUAGGCAAAAAUAGGACCAUGGCAUAGGCCUUGUUAGUAAGUACUAAGUUAUUACAUGAAGACUACUGGCAGUACUGAUGUGUUGUGUGUUUUGCAGCUUUUAUUUAGAUGAUUCUAAUUCUUGAUAUUUUAUUCUCACUUUUUAAUUGUCUUAAUACAAAUUAUUGUUGAAGUAGAAGACUGACAUUAUCACUAUGAUAAUUAAUAGUUGUAGUACCAGGGCCGGCCCUAACAAUUGCGGGGCCCUGUGCGAAACGGAUUGCGCGGGGCCCAGUCUGGGUAGGGAUAAGAAUAAUAAGUAGAUUUUGUAUUAGAAAAUAAAUUCGUCUUUGCAUUUUAUUCAUUCUUUACUAAGUACAAAAUCACGAUCAAAUUAACUUUACUUCACGAGCCUUGCGUGUAGCGAAGUCAUACAGUAUAUUAUCAAAAUUCUGUUACCUACAUAGAUGACGCUCAAUAGCAAGAAUUGCCAAAUUGUUCAAUCUAUCUUCGUGAAUUGUUGACCUCAAGUAAUUCUUGAUUAGUUUGAGGCACGAGAAGCUUCUUUCACCAAAAACCACAGUUACAGGUAUUGUUCAAAAUAUUCUGAGUGCAAUAAAGUAGUUUGGGAAAGCAGUGUAUCUUUCAUUAGUGGACAGAUAAGCCAAAAUUUCUACCGGGGUUUUGGCGGUAUUUGGUUGAAUAUGCCUUAAAGAUUCCAUUUCAUCUGCUAAUUCUCGCCCACGUAUAUCUGCUGACUGGUCUUUUGAUGACGUCAAUGCUUGCUCGAGGCUCGCUGUAAACUUUUGUAUGUCAUCACGCUGAAGGCUCUUGAAGCUGACAAGAAACUCAAACAGAUUGUGGUUUGAUUUCAGCUGUUCAAAUCUCGGCUACAAGGAUUGAAUUGCAAUGUCCACAAUUCUGUUGAAGCAAUUUAUCCUAUGUCCACAAUUCUGUUGAAGCAAUUUAUCCUUUGGUCAUCUUCAGCAUUUCCAGGUGUGAAGUUUUCCACAGAUUUAUCAUACUGCCUUUUCCCUUGACGUUUGGCUGGAAAGAUUGCAAAAACUUCCAUGUUUUUAGACAAGGCUGGGACUGUAAAAGGUUAACAACAGUGUCUUUUUCAUCUUACCCCAAGUUCCCCUAAAUGAUGAGUUUAGAGAUUAAAGCACCCAAGCAGCUACAAUUUUAAAAAAUUUUAUUUACUUGUUGUAAUCACUUGAAACAACGACAAAAUAGAUUAAAAAACAUUAUAAAAACAGAAUAAACACGCUGACCUAUACAUGAUUAUAAGUUAUAAUGGUUUAAUUUAAUAAUUUACACCUAGAAUUAGCGUGGGGCCUAUAAAAGUGCGGGGCCUACAGCAGCUGCAUAGGUUGCAUUGGCCUAAGGCCUGCCCUGUGUAGUACAAUGGUUCCCAAAUUUGAUUUGAGAGCCCUUUUUACUUUAUUUAAAAACAUUAAAUUAAUGAAUCAAUGAUGUACAUGUAUUAAUGUAUAUAUUUGCAAUUGAUAAUGAUUAUGUUAUGGGCACUGUGAGGGAGCCCCUUAGCCUAGUGGCCUUAGGCUUACCUGAAACAGCUACCUUACAGGUUUAUAGUAAUAGUAUAAAUUUAGAAGUUUCUUGGGUUCAGAGCAGCUGCAGAGCCCCUGCUAUGUGAAUUAUGUGGACUGUGGAGAACACACACAGUUGGGGAAUAAUUAAUUAUUUUAAUAGUUAAUUUAAGGCCCAAACACAUGUCUUAAGAAUGACUUUUGAAUUUAUCAGUCUAUGAAGGGCCUAUUUUUUUUACUCCAUGUGUUGGGAAAGUCUUUUCUCCAACCUCUGCACUUUUUAUGAUUUUAUUAAUUAUGAAUAUUCUAAUGAUGGAAUUGAAGAUACAGAGAGUUUGAGAGUUGCCUCCCUUCACUUCAUCAUUAUUUAAGUUCAUGAACAUAAUAAAUUAAUAUCUAUUAUAAUAUACAGGCCUAUAGCCUAUAUGUAUUAUUAUAUAAAUAUUGUCAAAAUCACAGAGAGAACAUUAUAUCUUUUCUUUUCAGGCAAUGGUUUUAGAUUAGAAAAUUCUAGUUAGCCAGUUAUCUCCCAAUAAUAAUAAUAAUAAGUGGUCUUAUAUAGCGCGGUACCCCGGCCUAGGGCUGGGCUCACCGCGCUGUACAUAAAUAUAGCAAUCAUAAUAUUAAAAUAAAAUACAUAAAUGAAAUAAAAACAACAUAUAAGCAAAACAACACCAUAGGUAUAUUCAUCCACCCACACCAGACAUUUUUACAAGGAAACCCAUGUACGUUUAUCGGUUUAUAGGAGGAGAAUCAGUCAGAGUAGUAUAGUUUAAAUAGAUGUGUUUUGAGUGCAGUUUUGAAGGCCUGUGUGGUUGUUAUAUUGCGGAUGUGUAGUGGCAAAGAAUUCCAUUGUUUGGGGGCGCAGAAAGAGAAAGAUCGUUCACCAUAUAAUUUAGUGCGUGUCUUGGGAACGGACAGAAUACGCGAGUCUGCGGAGGAGCGAAGUUGUCGAAGGGGUGAAUAGACAGAAAGAAGUUCAGUUAGAUAGGAAGGGCAGGAAUCCGAGAAAAAGUUGUGACAGAGAAGAGACAGCUUGUAGUCAAUGCGUGCCUGUAUAGGUAGCCAAUGUAGUGAGUGGAGUAGUGGAGUGACGUGAUCACGUUUUUUUGCCCUAAGAACAAGCCUAGCAGCAGAGUUUUGAACUUUCUGCAGUUUUUCUAUAAAAUGUUUCGGUGAACCUGACAGAAGUGAGUUGCAAUAGUCAAGACGAGAGAGAACAAGAGCACAGACUAGAGUUUUUGUUGCGCUAACUGUCAGGUAGUGGCGGAUGGAGCUGAUCUGACGGAUGGCGGUGUAUGCCGAACGACAAAUGUGAGAGAUAUGUUUAUCGAGAGACAUGUUGUUAGAAAGAAUAUAACCAAGAUUCCUAGCAGAGGGUGUAAACUGUAUGUCGGAGUUACCUACUUGAAAUGAGGUGGGAAGAGUUGAGGUAGAGGAUGAUUUGUGAUUGUAAAUGAGGAGUGCUUCUGUUUUGUCAUCAUUAAGCUUCAACUUGCUGAGUGUCAUCCAAGACUUGACAUCAUCAAUGCACCCCCGCAAAGUCUGGACAGCGGAAUCGACAAGAGAUGGAUGGGUAUGCAUGUAUAGCUGCGUAUCAUCUGCAAAUGACUGGUUCUCAACAGCAUGCCUCCCGAGCAAGAGGAGUAGUGGUCUGGUAUACAUUAUGAAUAGAACCGGACCCAAAACGGACCCCUGUGGCACUCCGUACACCAAAUCAGCACUGCCGGAGAGACAGCCAUCGACAGAGACCAUUUGCGUUCUAUCAGAGAGGUAGGACCUAAACCAAGCCAAAACCGAACCAGAAAUUCCAAAGUAGUUUUCAAGGGUUUUGAAAAGGAUUUCAUGGUCAACAGUGUCAAAGGCCGCACUGAGGUCUAAGAGGAUCAAAAUGGAGACAUUACCGCUGUCCAUUGCGCGCAAGAGGUCAUUACUGACUCUCAAGAGAGCUGUCUCCGUGCUAUGGAAAUGUCUAUAGGCCGACUGAUUAGAACUGAGAAGAGAGUGAUCAUUUAAGUAAGCAAAAAGUUGUUUUAGGACUAGUUUUUCAAUAACUUUAGAUAAAAAUGAUAAGUUAGAUACAGGUCUAUAGUUUUUUAAAUUAUUUUCAUCCAGACCGGGCUUCUUAAGCAAUGGUUUGAUGACAGCUGAUUUGCAAAGAGGCGGAACAGUGCCAGAAUAUAAGCUUUCAUUUAUUAUGCGGGUUAUUGUUGGGAGCAAGAUAUCUAAUGACUCAACCAACAGGGGGGUUGGGAUGGGAUCCAAAGAACAUGACGUACGUUUAGAUUUUAGGAUUAUAUUUUUUACCUCAAGUUCUGAAACAGGUUUAAAAAUAUUAAAAUGUGAAGUAAGACAAGGGAAAUGAGGCAAUUCCAUACUAGUUAUAGUUAGUAGUAACAUUAAUACAUAAGCUGGUUGAAACAAAAAAAUUAUUAGCAGUUGUAAGUUUGAAAAAUGUCUCUAUCUGAUCUUAACCCACAUAGAAACUUCCAACUCUACAGAUUUCCCAGUAAUUCCAGUCAGUCCUUUUUGCCAAUGAAGUAUUUUUAAAAUAAAUGUUAUUUGAGGUAAACAAGACAAAACACGUGCCACUUUGUUAUCAAUUAAGGUUAAACUCAUCAUGGAUACUGAUGUUCAUAAAAAAAUUAAGUGGCAUUCAGUGGUGUUAUCUAGAGGAUUUAAUCUCAUAUUUAUCAUUUUAAAUACUAAAUUCAGAUGACCUCAAAUGAUGUCAAGACCAAAUUUGUGAUCAUCCCAGGAAAUGGAGCAGGUGAUGUUACUCGUUCUAAUUGGUAUGGCUGGUUGUCUAGGAAACUACGAGAGGGUGGAGCCGCUUGUGAGUUAAGGGACAUGCCUGAUCCUAUCAGGGCCUCGGAAUCAGUGUGGCUACCUUUUAUGGAGUCAGGUGAAAAUAUUUAUUUAAAUUGAAAGAUUUUACAGAAAACUUUUACUCUAUAAUAUAGACAUAAUAAGGUAUCAGUUUAACACACAAAGCACUUAUGGGGUUUAAGAAAUAAGGUUGAGUCUGUAAAUUAGUUUAAAAUAAAAAUUAAUUCAAUAACUGAUAAUAAAUAGUUUUGAGUAUAUAUUUAAUCCAGAUUCAUAAAUGAAUCCACACAAAUGAUUUACAUGGAUGAGUGCUGAAAUUUGUGUCUAUAGUCAUAUGUAGCAAUAAAUAAGUCUAAUGUAAAAAAAAAUUUAAAUAUGAACAAAAUUAGUGUUAAAAACAUAAAUUAGUCCUGACACAAAAGAAUAUCUAUCUCAAAUUUAAAAACUAAUAGCUAUAACUCUCAGAAACGAUACAUUUUUCCUUCCAUUUACAAAUUCCCCAUUUUGUGAUCAAAAAAAUUUACCAUCAUUGCCAAAAAGUAGUGGUUGUGCUAUGAGUGUUAGUUAUAUAUUACUCUCGAAUUGUUGAUAAUCAAGAUUUAAUUCUGUCUUUCUCAGAGCUGAAUUGUGAUGAAAACACUAUAAUACUGGGACACAGUUCUGGUGCACAAGCAGCCAUGAGAUAUGCUGAAACUCACAAAGUAAGAUUUUGUAUACUGAAAUGUUACAUUCACUGUAAGGGACCAAGCUAUUGCUCUUUAAUAGCCACGACAAGUAUGGAACAGGCCUGCCUGCCUCAUCUGCUGGGCAGUCCCAUAAAUCACGCUUUCAACGUGGUGGGCUGGGAGCUAAUGUUGAGCACUCUGCUAGAAUGUGCUCUACUGUCUCCGGCACCUGUCCACAUAACGGCAGCUCGGGUCCCGCAAUGGGUGCAACUAUUGAGGUAGCUACGGGUAGGGCAAUGCUCUGUUCUCAUCUGGGUGAGGAGGCUCUGCUGGUGGCGUUUAAGACUCUACCAUUGAUCGCCCGUUUCGGUUUGUUUUCAGCAUGCUUGGGUAAAUUUUUGGGGUGUGGUACCCUGUUCCCAUUCUUUAAUCGAUUCCUCAUGGAAGAGGUCCUUAAUCUAGGCCUUGGCCCCCAGUUGGGUCAUUGGUCAGUUAGGUUGAGGCUGGGAAGAGCCUUGUUUCGCAAGAUAGUCAGCUCUGUCUUGUGGGGGCAUCCCCGCGUGUCCUGGGAUCCAUUGAAGGGUCAUUUUGCCUCUGUGAGACUGUAUGACUGAUUUUUAUGCUAAAUACUUCUAGCCAUAAACAAAAUUAGAAUUACUGUAUUGUGAAAUCCAUCGUAACUGACGUAACUUUCAUAAAAAUACAUUUGCAUCCAGUAUAAAUUAAAAAUGCCAUUAAAUGUGCUUAAUUUAAUGAUAAAUAGUUUUGGGUCUCAAGUUAGUAGACUGCAAAAGAAAAGCAUUUACAAAAUAUAUAAUUAGCAUAACAAUAAAAAUAAUAAAUUUUGAGAUUGAAACUGACGUAACAUUAACACUUAACUUAUGAGUUAACAUCUUUUUUUGUUGAUUUCAUCUGAAUUUGCUUGAAUUGAAAUAUAUAUAUUUUUUUCAAACUAAUUAUCUGACGUGUUCACUUUCCUAAAGAACACAUUUAAAUGCUAAUUAGAAAGUACAUUAAAAAAAAUAAUAAAGACAAAAUAAUGUAACCGGGGUAACAUGACUUUAUAACUGACAUAAGGCGUCAGAAUGCAGGUAAUCAAAAACAGACCAAGUGUCAAUUCUUUUAAAUGCUUCACCACAUCAGUUAUAAAGUACUUAAAUAAAAAACAUCGUUGUAAUGCUUGUGCAUCAUGUGAUAACAGUGACUAUGAAAAUUGUCUAGUCUAUCAAUAUUUAUUAAUUUUCAACACAAAAUUUCUAUUAAAAUGUGCACUCAUUUUCUUAUUAAUUCAAGAUGGCCAUCAGGUCAUGCGUCACACAGAACAAAGAUAAUAAAAAUAAGCCCAUACCGAGAUGUAUUAAAAAUAAAUUUAUAUAGUAACAAAUGUGAUGAAAUUUAAUUUUUGUAUAUUGUGUCCACUUUUGAAUGGAGUUCAUGGUAUGUACGCUACAAGCUAUUGUCAAAUUAUGAAUUUCAAUAUAUAUGAUAAAAUUUUAAGCUAUUCACAAAGUCUGAACUUCAUUUUGUGCACUACAAGCUAUACGCAAUGUAUAAAUUUAAUUUUUAUUUAAAAUCUUUACAUUUCACUUGUGAAUCAUGAGUGAAAGAAAUACAUGAACUGCAUAUAAUGCUAUAAACUUAUGGUAAAAUAUGCUUCUUAAGGUUGGAUCUUUGCAUUAUUCACAAUUUUAUAACAUGUUUUAUUCCUCACUAAAUGGAUAAACAUCUACUUUUGAAAUCCAAUUUUUGACAAUUCUUAAGUUCUUACACUGAUGAAUAGCAAUUUUGUCAAAAAAUGGACUUAAUAAAUUUUAAACAAUUUAGUUGUUAUUGGAGAUGAUUCAUCGGUUAAUUAUGCAAACUCUAGCAAUACAGAUUCCCAUUUUGAAUUUAAAUCCAGCUAAAUAAAUAAUUUAUGUCCCUCCUGACAAAGUUAUUAAGUUUAUUUAACAAAUCACACUAUACAUGGAAAUUGAAUUGUAUGCCUUUUUUCAACCAAAAGUAAGGGAUCGGCAUCAUAAGUUGAUUAUGUUAUGCGCUGUAAUAUAUAAGAAUGAUUAAAUUUCCUUAAUUCGUCUUUAAAAUUUCUUUAAUAUUUAUCCUUUAUUUUGGUGGUUAAUUUCCUUAUUUUAUUCAAUUUCUCUGUCAGUUGAUCAGAAGAAAAAAAACAGUUUACUUAAAGACUAAAAGCAACCAUGUGAAAACUUAUUUUCUUUAUAUUUUCAAAACGCUUAUAUUUUUAUUGCAGCUAUAACUGAUCUGAUACGAUUACAGCUAUUUUUUUAAAGACUUUUGAUUUUUAAUUCCACUCAGCGUUCAUUGCUGACUUCCUGAUUGAGAUUUCCGUUACUCUGGGUUUCACAAGUAUAAGGGCCACCCAACCAAGCAUGUAUGCAUAUCCCAACAUGACCUUGGACAAAUCAGAAGUUGCUAUAUCAGGUUUAAGUGGCAUACUUCCUCACUCUUGUUCCAUUGGAUGAAGUCUAAUGUCAAUUUUUUUUUUGUUGAACUAUCUCUCUCUGUGAGAUAAACAGACUAAUUGAAAACAAAAUGUUUUAUAUAAAUAGAAAAGGGUGUAUAAAAAAAAAAAAUUUUUUUUUUUUGCGUUAAUAAAAUUUCUUUCCUCUGGCAGGUGUUUGGUCUAGCCCUUGUGUCGGCAUGUGUUACAGAUCUAGGAGAUGAAAGUGAAAAAGCCAGUGGCUAUUACAACCGACCUUGGGAGUGGGAGAAAAUUAAGUCAAACACUCAAGUUCUUGUCCAGUUUGGCUCAACUGAUGACCCCUUCAUCCCCUGGUCAGAGCAAGAACAAGUUUCACAAGGGCUUGGCUGCAGGCUUGUCAAGUUCAAUGAUAAAGGUCACUUUCAGAAUUCACAAUUCCCAGAGCUAUUAAAGUAUUUGUUUAGCUUUGUUAAUCAAAGUAACACCGCUGUUGGUUCAUCAGAGUAAACAAUACCGUUGACCCAGAGUAAACAAUACAAUUAAACACAUACAUACCAUUAACUGCAGAGUAAACAAGAUGUAAAACCUUAAGUUAAACAGUACUGUUUGCCACGUAUUAAACAUUUUAGUAUAUCACAGAGUACAGGAAAUUAAUUUUCUGCAGUAAAAUAGAUAGUAGCAAUGGAAGUUUUUUUCUUUUAUUUCUUUAGUUUAGUCUUUCGAGUGGAACUACCAUUUAUGCUAAUAGAUAUAUUUUUGUGUGAAAAGUUUUUAAAAAAUUGUUCCAACAGCUUAAAAAAAUUGUUUUAAAAACUAGAGAUUUUGUUUCUGUAGCACUCAUUUAAUUACAAUCUUGAGGUCUUGAUUAAUCAAAUAUGUUGACUGCAAGUUCCUAUCCAGACGUAUGUCUCAUUGUUAUAGCCUUUUUUCUCAUCUGUCUAACACAUAAACUCUUUUGAAUUCAGAACUGAACAUAUUGCUACUGUGAUCUAUGUGUUUGGUACAUGCACAAAAGGUGAAGCUGGUUUUAAAAAUCUGAUGACCAUUCAGUUCUUUUUUACUGCCAGGCUCACUUCUACAGACCUGUUUACUCGUACGAUUUUGGCGUACAACGUACGAUUUUGAGGUGUAUACAUUAUAUAUACUGAUGUUUAUUUUACUAUUAAGAAAAUGUAUUGAUUGAUUUUCUGAUGAUAUUGUACGAUUUUAAGAGUUUGAGGGUAAACAGGUCUGCUUCUAAUGCAUCUUGUUUGCUCUUUGAUUUGAUAAAUCAUAAUGAUUCUGGUGAUUAAUUUAAGUCUGAAUAUGGGUUAAGGUAGAUUUCAGAAACCUUAUUUAAUGCUUAGGGCUUAACAGUUGUGAUUAUGUAAUCUUUGCAAAUCUAAACAUCACAGUUGGUGCAGAUUUUUCCUCACUCUUUUCUGCCUCACACUUUUAUACUCUUUAUGUCAUCCAAUGCUGAUGCAGUAGCUUUAUCCUCUUUUAAAGACUGAUAUUUGAAGUCAAGCAAUGACAUGUUCAAAUCACUGGGCAUUAAGACAGCCUGGCGAAUCUGAUAUUUCAAGGUACCGGUACCACUAUUCCCCUUUAUUUUCAAGGCAUUUUAUCAAUUAUAUGGUGUAUCAGCUGACAUAGACUGUUAUGUCACCUUCAAUAUAGCCUUUAUUUUCAAACCACCCCAAAAAAUGAAAUCCCAUGACUUAUUUGAAGUUAAAGAAAUCUGUUUAUCACUCAGCAUGGGGCUUAAAACCUCUGAUUGUCUCUAAGCAGAAUUAUUUGUAAAAGUGUAUUCCUAAAAAAUACUAUGUUUUUUUUUUAAAUAAGCAACUCUUUAUAAUCACUGGUAUGUUUGUUGGAUUUACAGUUUUUUUUUAUCUUGUUCAACUGGAGUAGGACUCUUGAUAUUAAUUUAUUUACGGGUAAUGAAAAUAUUUCAAAUGAAAACAGCUCUGAAUAUUAACCUGAUUGUCAGUAAUUUAAAAAAAUGUUCAAAUGAAAACAGCUGUGCAUAUAUUGACCUGAUUGCAAGUACGAAAUUUAAUACUGUAAAUCAGGGGUGGGCAAGCUUUGUGUGUGUAGGGCCCCAUUGACAAAGAAAAGCUAUUGGAGGGCCGCAUAGAUAUUUUGCCAUAUUAGCAUUACAUUACGAUGGUCAAGGAUUGUUUACAAAAAUAGAAAAUUGGAAUGAAAUUUUAUUAAAAAUGUUAAAGCAAUCAUAACGGUAAAUGAAAUGCUGUAAAAUUCAACAAGAUAACUUGAAAACAAAGGAAUUUAUUUUUAUUUCUAAAUGCCCUCGGGGGGCCGCAUAACAUCAGCUGCUGUGCCGCAUGACACCAGUUUGCCCACCUCUGCAGUAAAGUCAUCAUUCAUUGUGGAAUUCUACUGUGAUAUGUAAGCGAUCUUGGCUUAUUUAACAUUAAAAAAAAAAGUUUCAUUGGUUAAAUUUCUUUCUUUUUAAUUUAUUUUCUUAUACAAAUUGUUAUUUUGGUACCGUACAUGAACUAACAAAAGAAUAUUUUUAUCUCACAUACAGGAUAUUUUUUUAUUUCAUCCUUGUUCUAAUUUUUCAAAUGAUAAAAGCUGAACAAUUAUCUCAAUGAAAAAGGAAAAGUAGUUUAAGCUAUCUAUCAAAAUCGUCUGAUUUAUUUGAGUGUUAUUCCAUAUAGACUAACUAACUGUAAUAGAUUAUUAAAAAAAUAACCCUAAUACAUCAUUUUAAUAGAUCUUAGUAAUUCAAUAGAAAUUUGCUGUUCAAAACUGCAGAAGAACUUACUGGAAAUGCCAGUGGCAUGAUAGCAUUCUCUCCCCAUUUUUUUUUUUUUUUUUACAUACCAAUGAAAUGACAAAAUUCAAGUAACUACAGAAGUUUAAUAAAUAAAAACAUAUUUUUCAUAUGUUUUGAACUGGGCAAAAAAAAAUAUUAAUAGUUUAAUGUGGGGUUUUUUGUUCGUUUUUUUUUUUUUUUUUUUGGUGGCUUCCCGCUAGAUACCGUGAUUUUUUUGAAAAACAGAGCUCAUAAUAUAAUAAAUAAUUGGAAAUGUCUUUCAAUAGCUGCGACUUUAUCUUUUGUACUGCUGUUGUCAAAGGAUCACACAACUUUUGGCUUUUAAAAAUAAUAAUUGAUAUUCUUUGUUUUAACUAGUAUUGCUGUAUUUUAUUGGUGUUAAUCAAAGAAUUACCAAUUUUUAUUUUUGAAAUUAUCCUUGAGGUUAUGAUCUUGACUUAUAUCCUUGAGAUUAUCUGGUUCUCCACUAAUAUCCUUGAGAUUAUCUGGUUCUCCACUAAUAUCCUUGAGAUUAUCGUGCCUGCCUAUUAUCUAUAUUUUUCAUGCGAGUUCAAAACUGAGUUUUUCAUAGUCAUAAAAAUCAAUUUUUAUAUUUUUAACCAAUGUAAUAACCUUCUGUUUUUGAAGUUGUCUAUUUCCACCAGAUAAGAAACAAGUCAUAUGUUGAUUAUUGUUGUUAUGAUAGGACCAAGUGUUAUGUUAUACUGAAAUUGUUUUCUUUUCAUUACAAAUCAUUUUAAACUUUUUUUUUUUUUUUUUCUUCAUCCAAAAUGGGAGAAAUAACCUUUUCACGGAUCCAUAUUAAUUAUACUUAGAGGAAUUAUUUUUCUUUUACCUUAAAGAUCUAACUAAAUAUGAUUUUAAAACCAACAUAUUUUGAAUUAUAAUAUAAAAGUAGCCCCAAGCUGUUUGGUCACAUAUCUCUCAUGUCAAUCUUUAUACUUGUUUCUAAGACUAUUAUUCAGUCUUGCAAAAAGAAGCUGCCUACCAUGCAUGAGUUACAACAGUAAACCCUUGUAAAUAUAACCACUUCCGGUGUUUGAAUAGUAUUGGCAGAUUAAUUCUACUAUUAUAGAGGUUUUUUCCUCCCUGGCUGGAAAUGUCUUUUAAAAUGAUUUUAUUAAAGCAUGUUGGUAGCAAUCUACAACCAAUAAUUUUUUUUAAGGAUGCGAGAUGUGAUGUUUUACAAGUCUAGUUGAAGCCUAAACCUUAUGAUGGAGUUCUCUUUCUCAUGGGCUAUUCCUCUCUUGCCUAGCCUGGCUCAUGUCGGGUCAGGGUUAUCGUCCAAUCCUACAUUUAUAUGGUUUACUUUGACAGAAUGUUCUGUUCUAGCAUCAACUUCUUGGACAAUUCAACAUUGUGAAUUUUUACAAAGCUGUUGAAAUAUUAUAUAGACUUUUUUCUGAAUUAUUUUUUUACUGUAGUUUUAUUCUGAACAUUUUAUAUUUUUAUUAGAAUUCCAUGUAAAUACCUUUGAUUAAUCCCCGUCCUUAAUAUUGUGUUAUUUUUGUUCCAAUUAGUUUUAGAGUGAGUGAAUAAAUAAUUGAUCACAAUUCUGAGGG